CUUAGGAAACAAUAACUCGCCAUGGAUCGACUUGAGCAGUGUCUCAAUAUGUAUCGUAGCCAGUGGUUGGUGUUUCGUGACUUGAUUGCUGAAGAGUGACUUCAAAACUGUGUCGGCUGCUUGAUGCAAACAUAUCUUCAUGUAAAUUUCUGAGCUAUGGCUACUGCAGCAGGGUUACUCUUUCCUAAGCUGGUAGUCUUCGGUGCUACAGGACCAACAGGCCUCGCAGUCGUUCAGCAAGCUCUGGAAAAAGGCCAUACUGUUACCGCUGUAGCGAGAAACCCUGAAUCUUUUCCCAUAAAACAAGAAAACCUGGAAGUAGUUAAAGGAGAUAUCUUUGAUGUAGAGUCUCUGGUUCCCAUCAUUGAGGGAAAAAAUGCAGUGCUGUCAUGUCUGGGUUUUCAUAAAGGAACAAUUUUCUCGCCGACAACGCUAUACUCCAAAUCAAUAACUCCUAUCACAUCGGCAAUGGAAAGGACAGGUGUCGGUCGAUUAGUUUGUAUGACUGGUAUUUACACUCAAAAAGAUCCGUCAAAUCCCAGGUUAUGGGAUUGGUUUGGACGGCCUCUGGCACGGGCCUUCAUAAACGACAUGGUACUGAUGGAAAAUAUUGUAAUGGAGUCCAAGAUCUGUUACACUAUUGUGCGACCUCCAAUCCUGACAAAAGGCCCUUUGACCGAAACUAAUUAUGUGGUGGCCGAGGGACAGUCUGUACCAAGAUCCGCCUGGAGAGUUUCUCGCGCUGAUGUCGCUCACUUCAUGCUGAAAUCAUUGCAGACCAAUGAAUGGGACAACAAGGGCGUCGCAAUCGCUGGCAAAAAGUAGAGUUUUUCUUUAAGGUCAGCACACACGAGGGGACUAGUCACUGCGACUAGUCCCAGCGACCAGUUUCAUGCGACUAUUCCCUUCGUGUGAAAUACACAUUUCUGUAGUCGCAGGGACCAAAAUUUGGUCCCUGCGACUGGUCGCACAAAUUCAAACUGGUUUGAAUUCGUGCGACCA
This is a messenger RNA of Stylophora pistillata, 1002 nucleotides long. RefSeq names its product flavin reductase (NADPH). Gene Ontology annotation, molecular function: riboflavin reductase (NADPH) activity; biliverdin reductase [NAD(P)H] activity. The record is from RefSeq and is a predicted model, not a curated record. Lineage: Eukaryota; Metazoa; Cnidaria; Anthozoa; Scleractinia; Pocilloporidae.